This is a messenger RNA of Pecten maximus, 13277 nucleotides long. Its product is annotated as platelet binding protein GspB-like. Gene Ontology annotation, molecular function: protein tyrosine phosphatase activity; protein binding. Lineage: Eukaryota; Metazoa; Mollusca; Bivalvia; Pectinida; Pectinidae. The record is from RefSeq and is a predicted model, not a curated record. Gene Ontology annotation, biological process: protein dephosphorylation.
AUCCGGGAGUGACAUGCCCUAUAUCACCAACAAAUGCAUGUAUGGACAACUCUGUGUGUACCAAUACUGUGUGUACCUGUAACUCGGGUUACUAUGACAGUGAUGGUCCUUCAACCAAUAAUGGGAUAUGUACUGCAAAAAUCCUUCCUGGAGAGUCCUGUAACAAUGUGGCCAAUGAAUGUACCGACUUGUCUAGCUGUAGUGGUGGUAUAUGUACCUGUAACACUGGUUACUACGACAGUGGAUCUACAUGUCAAUUAAGACUAAAUCCGGGAGUGACAUGCCCUUCAUCACCAACAAAUGCAUGUAAGGACAACUCUGUGUGUACCAAUAAUGUGUGUACCUGUAACUCGGGUUACUAUGACAGUGAUGGUCCUUCAACCAAUAAUGGGAUAUGUACUGCAAAAAUCCUUCCUGGAGAGUCCUGUAACAACGUAGCCAAUGAAUGUACCGACUUGUCUACCUGUAGUGGUGGUAUAUGUACCUGUAUCACUGGUUACUAUGACAGUGGCUCUACAUGUCAGUUAAGACUAAAUCCGGGAGUGACAUGCCCUAUAUCACCAACAAAUGCAUGUAAGGACAACUCGGUGUGUACCAAUAAUGUGUGUACCUGUAACUCGGGUUACUAUGACAGUGAUGGUCCUUCAGCCAAUAAUGGGAUAUGUACUGCAAAAAUCCUUCCUGGAGAGUCCUGUAACAAUGUGGCCAAUGAAUGUACCGACUUGUCUAGCUGUAGUGGUGGUAUAUGUACCUGUAACACUGGUUACUACGACAGUGGAUCUACAUGUCAAUUAAGACUAAAUCCGGGAGUGACAUGCCCUUCAUCACCAACAAAUGCAUGUAAGGACAACUCUGUGUGUACCAAUAAUGUGUGUACCUGUAACUCGGGUUACUAUGACAGUGAUGGUCCUUCAACCAAUAAUGGGAUAUGUACUGCAAAAAUCCUUCCUGGAGAGUCCUGUAACAACGUAGCCAAUGAAUGUACCGACUUGUCUACCUGUAGUGGUGGUAUAUGUACCUGUAUCACUGGUUACUAUGACAGUGGCUCUACAUGUCAGUUAAGACUAAAUCCGGGAGUGACAUGCCCUAUAUCACCAACAAAUGCAUGUAAGGACAACUCGGUGUGUACCAAUAAUGUGUGUACCUGUAACUCGGGUUACUAUGACAGUGAUGGUCCUUCAGCCAAUAAUGGGAUAUGUACUGCAAAAAUCCUUCCUGGAGAGUCCUGUAGCAAUGUGGUCAAUGAAUGUACAGACCUAUCUACCUGUAGUGGUAGUAUAUGUACCUGUAACACUGGUUACUAUGACAGUGGCUCUACAUGUCAAUCAAGAUUAAAUCCGGGAGUGACAUGCCCUUCAUCACCAACAAAUGCAUGUAAGGACAACUCUGUGUGUACCAAUAAUGUGUGUACCUGUAACGUGGGUUACUAUGACAGUGAUGGUCCUUCAUUCAGUAAUGGGAUAUGUACUGCAAAAAUUCUUCCUGGAGAGUCCUGUAACAACGUAGCCAAUGAAUGUACCGACUUGUCUACCUGUACUGGUGGUAAAUGUACCUGUAUCACUGGUUACUAUGACAGUGGCUCUACAUGUCAGUUAAGAUUAAAUCCGGGAGUGACAUGCCCUUCAUCACCAACAAAUGCAUGUAAGGACAACUCUGUGUGUACCAAUAAUGUGUGUACCUGUAACGUGGGUUACUAUGACAGUGAUGGUCCUUCAUUCAGUAAUGGGAUAUGUACUGCAAAAAUUCUUCCUGGAGAGUCCUGUAACAACGUAGCCAAUGAAUGUACCGACUUGUCUACCUGUACUGGUGGUAAAUGUACCUGUAUCACUGGUUACUAUGACAGUGGCUCUACAUGUCAGUUAAGAUUAAAUCCGGGAGUGACAUGCCCUUCAUCACCAACAAAUGCAUGUAAGGACAACUCUGUGUGUACCAAUAAUGUGUGUACCUGUAACGUGGGUUACUAUGACAGUGAUGGUCCUUCAUUCAGUAAUGGGAUAUGUACUGCAAAAAUUCUUCCUGGAGAGUCCUGUAACAACGUAGCCAAUGAAUGUACCGACUUGUCUACCUGUACUGGUGGUAAAUGUACCUGUAUCACUGGUUACUAUGACAGUGGCUCUACAUGUCAGUUAAGAUUAAAUCCGGGAGUGACAUGCCCUAUAUCACCAACAAAUGCAUGUAAGGACAACUCGGUGUGUACCAAUAAUGUGUGUACCUGUAACUCGGGUUACUAUGACAGUGAUGGUCCGUCAGCCAAUAAUGGGAUAUGUACUGCAAAAAUCCUUCCUGGAGAGUCCUGUAACAAUGUGGUCAAUGAAUGUACAGACCUAUCUACCUGUAGUGGUAGUAUAUGUACCUGUAACACUGGUUACUAUGACAGUGGCUCUACAUGUCAAUCAAGAUUAAAUCCGGGAGUGACAUGCCCUUCAUCACCAACAAAUGCAUGUAAGGACAACUCUGUGUGUACCAAUAAUGUGUGUACCUGUAACGUGGGUUACUAUGACAGUGAUGGUCCUUCAUUCAGUAAUGGGAUAUGUACUGCAAAAAUUCUUCCUGGAGAGUCCUGUAACAACGUAGCCAAUGAAUGUACCGACUUGUCUACCUGUACUGGUGGUAAAUGUACCUGUAUCACUGGUUACUAUGACAGUGGCUCUACAUGUCAGUUAAGAUUAAAUCCGGGAGUGACAUGCCCUAUAUCACCAACAAAUGCAUGUAAGGACAACUCGGUGUGUACCAAUAAUGUGUGUACCUGUAACUCGGGUUACUAUGACAGUGAUGGUCCGUCAGCCAAUAAUGGGAUAUGUACUGCAAAAAUCCUUCCUGGAGAGUCCUGUAACAACGUGGACAAUGAAUGUACAGACUUAUCUACCUGUAGUGGUGGUAUAUGUACCUGUAACACUGGUUACUAAGCAUGCAUUAAGUGUUUCCUGUACCAGUCCUCUGACUGGUGUGUCCCAAUGUUCUGAUGGCAAUGCAGAGUGUACAAGUACUGGAGGGAAUGUGUGCAGGUGUAAGGAUGGAUAUUUUGACAGUGAUGGAUUUGGUACACCUGAUGGCUUUUGUACAUCUAUGUCAGCUCUGAAGGUGACCGAUGUAUCUGUCACACCAGGGACAGAGACAGUGAGUGUGACCUGGACACCGCCAUCAGAUACCAGUCAGGUGAAUAAGUACCAGGUCAUAUGGACCCCAGCUACAUCUAAUGGCUUGAUGUCACAGGAUGUUUUAAAAACGGAAUCAUCUACUUCUAUUUCUGGUUUUACCAGUGGUGUUACCUACACAUUUAAUGUGAAGACGAUGGAGUUGGGAAGCCGAACAGUCACACAGGAAAUAGAACCUGAUUCUCCUACUACAGUUUCAAUGAAGGCAGCACUGUUUGUGUCAUGUGGGAGUGGUUCACCUGUUGUGGUGUGUGAAGACACCACCACAGCCUCCUGUACUUCAAAUGUUUGUCGAUGUAAUGACGGCUACUUCGACAAUAAUGGCUACUAUACAUAUGGUGGUGUCUGUACUUCAAUGAGUGACCUGAAGGUCACAAGUGUGACGUCCUCAUCAGUAACUACUACAGGUGUCACCAUCAGUUGGACAGAAUCUGCAACUUCCUCCCAGGUUUCCAGUUACACUUUGGUCAGGAGGCUGAGUGGUAGUGGCACUGUAGUAGAAACCUCUGUAGGGAAAGUAACAACUGCAACUGUAACAGGGUUGUUACAGAGCACGACAUAUGUCUUCAAGGUCAAAUCAAUCGAGACAGGAAGUCGUAGUACUCCGCAACAGAUUGAAUCUGACGCUUCUGUCACAGUUACCACAAAGGCAGCACUGAGUCAGCCAUGUGAUGCUGUUACAUGUGGAUAUGUCAAUUCUGAGUGUAUAGCUAGUAAUUCAGGAGAUGUGUGUAGGUGUAAGACUGGUUACUAUGACAGCAACGGAUACAGUACAACUGGGGGAGUUUGUACAGCCAUGAGUGGGUUGGUAGUGACAAGUUUGUCAGUAGGUGUAGAAGGAACCAGUACUGUGACUAUACAAUGGGUGGCUCCAUCACCUGGGAGUGACCAGGUCAAUAGGUACGAGGUACACUGGAAUCCAGAGUUAUCUAAUGGAACAUCAAACUACAAUGCUGCCAAGACAACAUCAGUCAGACUGACAGGAUUUACAUCAGGACAAAUGUAUGACUUCUAUGUAAAAUCUAUUGAGGAUGGAAGUCGUGACAGUCAACAGGAAGUACAGACAAGUUCGAAAACUAUUACUAUCAAUGCUGGUCUCAAUGUUGUAUGUGAUGGUGGCAUAACAUGUGCCGACUCCAAUUCGGAAUGUAUUCAAGCUGCUACUGGAGGUACCAACAUCUGCAGAUGUAAAUCAACAUACUUUGACAGUAAUGGGUAUUCCACUAACGGUGGAAUGUGUGUUUUAAUGUCCAAACUAGCGGUGACUAACGUUAUAUUGGUAAAAGAAGGAACAGACAUGGUCAGCAUCAGCUGGACACCUCCUUCGGAAUACACCAAUCGGGUCAGCAGGUACGAGGUACACUGGACAUCUACUGAGACCAUUAGUGGUAACACAUCCUACAAUGCCCAACUGACCACAGCUGUACAGUUGGCGGGGUUUACACCAGGUCAGACCUAUACCUUCUCUGUCAACUCUGUGGAGUCUGGAAGUCGUGAUCAGGAACAAAUUGUUUCUACUUCAACUCCUCCUACAACAAUGAAACCGACAACACCAUCAGGGUUUACAGAGACAGAUAUUGAUGGUCCUGUGAUAAAAUUAUCCUGGACCCCCCCUAGUGGUAUCAGAACUAGAUAUGAUGUCAUAACAACACCAACACUAAACCCCACCACUACAAAUACAGAUUUUAUCACCUACAGUAAUGGGGUAUUCGACGGACAGAGGUACGACAUCACUAUUACCACAGUAAGUGGUAGUGAGAGAAGUGAUCCUCUGGAGGCUACAUUCAGGACAGUGUCAAAAACCCCAGAUCCUCCUACUGAACUUUCUUGUACGACCACCACAGAUAAGACCAUAACUCUGGCCUGGACAGCCCCGUUACUGCCAAGGGGAGACAUCCAACAUUAUGUAGUCAAACGCACUGACACUGGUGCUACGUUUACCACGACAUCAAGUCUGACAGAGUAUACUGUUGAUGGUCUACAACCAGAAAUUUAUUACACAUUCAUUGUGGCUACAGUCAAUGAUGCAGUGACAGAAACUAAUCAAAGUAUAUACAGUUCAUCGAAAGGAUGUACAACCAAAGCUGCCAUGUCACUCCCACCUGAUACCAUAGUUGUAUCACAGGUACAGAGUCGACAGUUUACCCUGAACUGGACCAAACCUACGAUUACCAACGGUAACCUGAUGAUGUACAGACUCACAGUGCUAGAGGGGAGUACAUGUGUCCGUGAGGUCAUCUUUACCUGUACAACAUGCCCUGGGUUUACAUCAUUCUCCCAUACCAGUACAUGUCAAGAGGCAGACAAACAAUUAGUAGUAAUUAUUCCUGCUGACCUAGAAAGCUACACCUACACCGUGGACAACCUUAACCCAUACAUCAACUACUCUGUUAGUGUGUUGGCUGUUAGUGCAGCAGGGGACGGUCACCCCAACACAACGUAUGUCCUAACAGACCAGGAGGUUCCACAGAGUCCUACCUCUCUGACAGCUUCUGUCCUGAGUACUACAGAGAUUACUGUGACCUGGAUCAUAGAUGGUCCGGAGCCUGGACCUACCACCUACACACUGUAUGUUAUACCAGAAUCACCAGAGUCAAGUCGAACAAUCACCAUAAGUGGCUUCUCAACCAGGUCACACAAAGUGGAAAGUCUACAGGAAUACAGGACUUACACAUUCAAUCUGACCGCCACUACUACAAAGGGGACAGCAGCAUACCAAGGGACCCUACCAUCUAAACUGACCAAUGCUGCAGCUCCUGGGCCAGUAGGAAACUUUAUAGUAGCUCGUCCCAAUGGUCCAAACUUUACGACUGUGAGGGUAUCCUGGGAACUUCCACCUGUAUUGGAGAGGAACAGUAACAUCACCAACUUUAUGUUCUCACACAACUCUACAGGCGGGAACUUAAACUCUUCUCCAGAAGAAAUAUUGGUAACUGAUAAUGUAAACACUGCUGUAACACGAAAUCUGGCAGUGGAACCACAGAAAACAUACUACAUUGAGGUGUAUGCUGUAGGUACUGACGGGAGUCAGAAAGUAUAUACGGGAGAUAAAAGCACUUCUAACUAUGAAGCCCCUGCUGGAGCACCACCUUUGGAUGUUGGAGACACAGUAAUUCCAUCCAGCAGUAACACAAACAUCCAGUCUACACAGACUUCCUUCACACUCACCCUAACGGAGGGUUUCUUCAUCAACUCACUGUAUGGCAGUAUAGAAGACAUAUCUUUGGUGUUGUGUAAGGACACCUGUAAUAAUUUCGGCGACUCAUCUGAAGCAGUAUCAAGUGAUUACUUAAGCAACUUGGAUGGAUGGAAAGAUGCUCGAACAAACGGCUAUGCUAGUGAAUACAGGGCAAUGUCAAAAACAGACUUUACAGCAUACCUUGAUCAAGCUAGUACAUUCGGCAGACGUAAGAGAUCAACGAAAACAUUUGUGGUCCAGAUUGGAAAAGCAACAAACUGUGAAUCCUCAGCAGAAAAGUAUUGCAAUGGACCUCUGGAGGCAGGCUCAAUUUAUUAUGUUAAGGGGGUCGUUUGUACUGUAGGAGGAUGUACAUUGUCUACACUGUAUGGACCAUAUUCAACUGAGAAAGUUCCAGACCCAGGACCAGACAUUGGUGUCAUAGUUGGCGUUGUUUGCGGCAUUGUGGCUUUCGCCAUUGUCAUUGGUGUUAUUGUUAUUUAUAUGAAGAGGAGGCAAAGUUCCAAACCAAGCACAUACAAGACCGAUGAAGAGGAACCGGAUCUUCCAGAAAUUGAGAAAAAACACAUCCGUGCCAAAAGACCUGUUGUCAUGGAGAGGUUUCCCCAGCAUGUGGCUGACCUUCAUAAAGACAGCAAACUGAAGUUUGCUAAAGAAUAUGAGGACCUUAAGGAGUUGAGUGCCAAACAUCCAUGUAAUGCUGCUAACGAGGAUGAAAACAAACUUAAGAACAGAUAUGUAAACAUCCUACCAUUUGACCACAGUCGAGUGAAACUGAAUCCUGCAGAUCCAGAGGACCCAACCACAGACUUCAUCAAUGCUAAUUACAUACCUGGUUACAACUCUCCACGAGAAUACAUAGCAUCCCAGGGCCCGAUACCAGGCACUAUUGAUGAUUUCUGGCGCAUGAUCUGGGAACAGCAAGUAGCCAUCUGUGUCAUGUUGACCCUUUGUAAAGAGGAUGGAAGGAUCAAGUGUGAACAGUAUUGGCCUACAGAGCGUAAUGAACCAAAGCAGUAUGGUGACAUCGUGGUGGAGAUCACCUCAUGCUCAACUGUCAAUACCUAUGAUUUUAGAAUCUUCAAACUCACACAGGGAGAUCAGACACGAACUCUGAAGCAUUUCCACUUUUUAAAUUGGAAGGACUUCUCUGCUAAUGUUCAAAAUGAUGUGAUGAUUGACUUCAUACAAAAUGUGCGGGCACACAUUCAACCUCCAGACAAGAAGGGCCCAAUGAUCAUACACUGCAGUGCCGGAGUUGGUCGUACAGGAACGUACAUGUCCUUGGAUCAACUUAUCCAGUUCAUUGAUGAACAUGAUUUCAGUGAGGAGUUAGACAUUUUCGACCUGGUUCUGUCAAUGAGGAACUACAGGGUGUUUAUGGUCCAGACAGAGCAACAAUAUGUGUUUAUCCAUGACUGUGCCAAGGACCUUAUUGAAAGAAAGAGAGCUAGGCUGCAGAAUAAUGAUGACGAUGACCUCUAUGUGAACAAGGCAUAUGAGGAAGACCCGGAGGAAAACAUGUACCAAAAUCAAGACUUUUACAACAACACAACUGCCAAAACCGAGCUUUAACCAAACCAGUUGACUGAUACAAAAUAUGCAGCAAAGUAUGGAUGUAUCAUUUACAUGUAUAUAGUUAUUUGUUAGCUAAACUGUGGACAUUCCUACAAUAUGCUUCUGAAAAUUUACCAAAUACUUACAUUCCAUCUAAUUCCCAAAGAUGUAUACUUACAAAACAAAUGGCAGAAUGUAUGUACAGCAAUUGGCAGUAAUAUGAAGCAGGUCUUAGUUGAAAUAGUAUGCAUUCAUUUUGACUUUAAUGGCUUUUAAGGUAUUUUACUUCAGUGCCAAUUUCUACCUUGUUUAGGAAAUAAUGUAUUUGAGUGGCAUAGUCUGAGAUUUUCUUAUCCACAUUAACAUGGUUACAAACUAUUUGAAUGGUCAGGAUAAGUUUUUUAUUAUCUGAAAAGGAACAUUAGAUAGAAACGUACAGGGGCUAUUAAUCAUGUUUACCUUUAAUAUGUAUAUACUUUAGUAACCUUUCACACAUUGUGGAGAUUAUUAUCAUAAUAUUGAUGAAAUGAAAACUUUUUCAGUAAAAUGUCCAAUUAAAGCCUAUGUGUGCAUUAUGUAAUGCAUGAUUGAUUGAAAACUCCUUGUAAUGUUUUGAUAAAAAGGAGAAAGAUGACAGACAAUUUUAUUUUUUUCUUUAUUUUAUAGAGAUUUUGGUAUAUGGACUACAACUUGAACUGGGGGGCUAUUAUUUGAGGACUAGUGAAGAAUUAAUUGUAAAUGUGUAAAACAUAAGUAUUAGAAUUUCUUGAAUUCAUUUAGAAUUAAGUAAAGAACAGGGUUAUUUCCUUUGUUGGACCCGACAAAGUAAGUUGUCUCAAAAUUAGAUAGAUUCCAUUGGUCACACAGUUAAGAUUAUAAGUAAACUUUAAUGAUAUUAUAGUAUAUGAUUGGAAAUCAAAAAUUCCAGAUAUUUGCCAGUCCUGAUUACAUUGGAGCAUUGUUGUUUUCAAUAAUAUACAUUUGUAACUGUAAAUGUAUAACCAUAUGCUCCUGCAGCAAUAGUGAACAGUUGAAGAACUUAAUAAUCUCACUGCUGUAGCAUUCCAUGAGUGAUAGUCUGCUCUAAUAUCAAUCAAAAUGUUUCGGACACAAUCAAUGAAUUCUAUAAUAUAUGAAUACAGAUAUUCUUUAUGUACAUGUAGAACUGAAAAUUCCUUAAUUCAUGUCUGGUUUUUUUUCAAAUAAUCAGACAUGAUCAAGUAAUAUGCAAUAUGACCAUUACUUACAGAUUACCAUCAAAUCUAAAAAUGUUUGGUGUGUUCGGUACACAGUGGAUUAUAAAUACCUAUAAAAAUGAUUGGUGUGUUCGGUACACAGUGGAUUGGGUUAUAGAUACCUAUAAAAAUGUUUGUGAUAUGUGAAUUUCAAAUGUAUGGUAAAUUGCCCUAUGAAAUACACCUACUGGUACAAGUACUAUCACCAUAUCACAGACCUUUGAUACCGGUAGUUUUUGUUUCUUUAUUUUCCUCAACUGUUACAUCUGUGAUUUGUUAACAAUUUUGUAAGAUUUUAUGAAAUGGAUUGGCUUUGGAAAAUAAUAACUUUGUAUAAAGCAAGAUCACAACAGACUUUGAUUUGAUGAUAAGCCCUACAUACAGUGUAAAUAGUUAUAUUAGCUUUGAAUAAAAAUAUUUCUGAUAAGUUUACAUGAUAAAUAUCAUAUUAACUGUAAGAAUUUGGUCUUUGAAAGCAAUUCCAGAAGGCAGUUAUAUUCAUAACUAUGGCCAUGCAUAUAAUGUAUUCUUAUAAUAUGUAAUGUAUUUUACUGCAUGUACAUUGUACAAUAUUACUCAUUGCUACAAAACGUUUGUAUGAUCUCUCACAUGUUAUAGUGCUUGCCAACAACAGUGGUCGUUGUUGACCAGUAGUGCCUUGUUGUUGAAUUGUUAUUGUUUGUCGUGGAUAUGUAGGGAUUUGUUCACAUCUGUUGGAGACACAUUCUCUUUAUAUUUGUUGUAUAUACACACACCAUUUUUCGGUUAUAAACCAGGAGCAUUUUUAAGAUAAUAAUUAUUUUCCCAGUUGUCCUCUUCUAGACUAAACAUGAUUUCGUGUUUUCAUUGAUCACAUAACUACCCUGUUAGUUUAACAUUCACCACAUGUGUGUGUUCAACACACACAUUGAUCAGACCUAGAGGUGUUCUGAUUAGCUGGUACCUCCAUGGUUUCAGUUUUUAUGUCACAACUUUUUUGUAUUACAUAUGUCAAUUCACAAUUAAUUAAGAUGUCAUAAAGAGAAAAGUGAGAAUGUAGAUAUUUUAGAUUUCAAGGUAGUAUGAAAAUAUGUUUUUCAAGCAUAUUUGCAGCUGGUCAUGUGUUAAACAGAAUCUUUGAGAAAUGUGAUUGAUCAUAUAAAAUCCCAGACUUCUAUUUUCACUUUUCUACACCGACUUAGUAAAUUGACAAGUUCUUGGGCUACUUUGAAUCUUUUCUGUCAAUGGGAACAUGCAGGUAUAUGGUUCUCAAUGUCUAGGUUCCUAAUAUCUACCAAACCAGGAUAGAAAAAUUUCAUUAAUAGAUAUUUAAAUCAUUCGAAACGGAAAUAGGAAUUAAAAUAGAUAACUACAACCAUGUGAUUAUUGACUUGGUUGGGACAUGGAAAUUGUUUUGUUUUUUUUUAUUAUUUUUUUUUUUUUUUUUUUAUUUGUGAAUUAUUAAUUAUAUGAAUUUUGUGAUUUUUGUCAUGUGUCAAUGACUACAAAUGUGCAAAGGCAUGAUGAUAAUGAAACAUACACAGGUUGUUGGGAACACUUUUUUCUGGUAAUCGUGUCAAUCGAAACAAUGGUGUGAUGUUUUCCCAACAUACAUUUUUAUGUUUUUGUUGUUAAACAUAUCCAAUAAUUUGCAACAUUCCUCGUGUGUUUUCAUCCGGUGUAUUUUCGUGUUUGAUACGAUCCAGGUAAGUGAUAUUAUCUUUGGGUGUCUAUAUUUUUUUUAUUAAAAUUGAUGUUAUUAUUCCAUGUAAUAUAAUACAUAAAUAAUUAUGUAUAUAUAUGUAUUUUCAUUUAUAAAUAUAUCUGUGAUGUCUGUUUUUUCCUUAGUAUUAUACCUGAGGAAGAAGCUAUUGUUUCUAUGCACUUGCAUUGGAACAUAUUAUUUCUUUUCUUGUAUAAGUAGGACAUAUAAUUUUGUUUUCUGUGGUUUGCAUAAAACUUGAAUUUUGAUACAAGUUUAUUUCAAUAUGUAGAUACAUUCCAUGAAAAUUAACAUAUGGGUAAAUGAUUUCCAAAACACUCUCAUAUACAUGGAAUAUUAAAUGUCUUAUUACAAAGCAUUAUUUAUCUGGUGUCACGUCCUAUGAAGAUCACCUGCCUGUAAAAUUUCAAAGUUAUCGCCCCUUGUUUCUUUUCAUUUUUUUUUUUUAUUAUUUUUGUCCAGAGAUCUAUUUUUUUGAUCGAUUUCUUUUAUACUUGGUAGGCUUCAUAAUCAUGAUAUAUAGCUGUGAUUCCCUGAAUGACAUUUAGAUUUGAUUAUUUUUGCAACAAAAAUGUUGCUUUUGCUAUAUCCAUUACUUGAAUCUUGUUUGGAGAUCUACAUUUUUUCAAUGAUUUCUUUAAAACUUUUUAAUCAAAAUAUCAAGUUAUGUUUGAUGAGUUGUAAACAAAUUCCUGAUACUUAUAUUACUGAAAUUAUUAGAAAAUUAAACAUUGACUUUGUAGUGAAAGCUAGGUGAGGGUUAUAGCAUGUCACCUAGCUAGCCACUCAUUCAGUGUAAAGUGAUGUAAGUCUUAUUUUAAUGUUGAUGAAAGAUGGACACAUUAUCUUGUGUAUCCAAAAAAAAUUGGAAUAUACUGCUGAAGAUUUUCCUCAAGUGUGGAGCUUGCUCGGAUUUGGAGUUUUGUUAAUUCAGGUCAGGGUCUACUUGAAUUUGUGUUUUGUCAGGUUUUUGGUACAUAUCUUAUUGUAACUGCUGUUCUGUUGUUAUGGGAACAAUCGAAAUGGUUAUGGAGAGGUGGAAGGGUUUUGUGGUGCUAACACAUCAUGAUAACAAUACACAAACUUUUAUUAUAAUUGUAUAAGGAUAACCUGAAGCUAAACCAAUAGGUUUUAUUUGGUAUGAAGCUUGCAGACUUGUUAAUGGAAACAGCAAAUGUGAACAUAUCUUAGUUACACUCAUAAAUACAACAUUAUCAUUAACAUAUAAAAGGACCAAGAAAUCUUGUUAACAAAUUAAAUAUAUUUUUCUCUAUAAAUUUUGCAUGAAAUAUUUUGUGAAACCAGAUGCUUAAUUUAAUGUUAAAAAAUCAAACAAUUUGACCAUAAAUUCUAUUAGAUUUUGAUAGAUGUAAGAUGCUUUAAGUUCAAUUAAAUGUGCUAUUAUUUACAGUUUCAAUGAUGUCAGCUUUAAAAUAUAUAUUGUAUUUAGUUAAUAUACUCAUAUACUAUGGAUAUAACGUACAUGAACAUUGAGCAGUGGCUUAUUGUUUCUUGUUAAGUUUCUGUCUGUUGAAUACAUGAUAAUUAUAUCCUGAAGUACAAUAAAUAUAUAUCCAGAUUAAGAUACCUUAGUCUUGGCAUUAUGUUAACUCACUAUGUAUGAUGUCAAAUUAUAGUAUAAAGAUAAAACUCUAUUUCACAAAGAUCAAAACAAUCCUUCAUACCUAAGUGCUUUAUUUUCAUUUACCAGCUUUAAAUUAUUCGGGAGAAACAUGUAUUUUGUUAUUGUUUAAGUCUUUGAUAGAACUACUUUACAGACCUACUCUUUAAGGUUCUGUCAAUUAAACCGGAUAGUAGUUUACUGGUGGUUCCAAAGGAAAGCUUCUUUUUAAAGUAAAGUAAAAUCCAUCCAAAAUGUACCUUAAUGAUAUGUACUACUCAUAGAACUCGGCAUAAGUUUAGCUUUAGUAAAUAUAUUAUUUCAUUUAUUAAUCAGAUAAACCUAUUAUUUAUACAGAUAUAUACACCCUUUAUAUAAUGUUAUACUGCUUCCUAAACAUUUCAUUAUCAGGAUCCUUGGUCAAAUGAUAAGACUAUGAUGACAGAAUGGGUCAAUUUAGUAACUCAAUGUGUAUAUUACAGACCUAUUAUUAAUAAUAUUAGGAAUUGAAUGAUGGGCAUGCCGACGUGUAUGUAUGGUCUGUACAUACACAGUGGGAAAGAUUAGACUAGAAAGUAUAGAUUCCUUAUCUCAAUAUUUGUACUUAAUUAUUUUAAUCGACUAUUUUACAUUGAGAAAUAUCACCAUAUUUUUACAACGAAAUGAUUCUCUUUUACUUACUGGAUGCAAAAUAUCUCGAGACUAGCUUAUUCACAAUAUUUUUGAAGAAUUUAUUUUGAAAAUAAAUUGAUUUAUCAUAUAUAAUAUAUUUUCAUAUAUAUAAACAAUAAAACAUUUCUCACUUGGA